Molecule: messenger RNA, 2710 nt
Organism: Gallus gallus (chicken)
Lineage: Eukaryota; Metazoa; Chordata; Aves; Galliformes; Phasianidae
Gene: UBR7
Product: ubiquitin protein ligase E3 component n-recognin 7 (putative)
Exons: 11
Coding region: 67-1323 (418 amino acids)
Cellular component (GO): cytoplasm
Molecular function (GO): zinc ion binding; ubiquitin protein ligase activity
Source: RefSeq, marked provisional
GCUUCCGCUGUGGCGCCGCCCGGCGCUCGGGCUGCGCGCUUCCCGCCUCGGCGUGUGACCGCGGCCAUGGCGGCGGCGGCGGAGGGAGCCGGGCCGGGGGGCGGCGGCGGCGGCGCGGGGGCGGCGGAGGAGCCCGUGGUGUCCCUGGCGGAGGUGCUGGCGGAGAACGAGGAGCUGGAGAAGGAGGCGCGGGCCGUGCUGGGCGGCAGCGACCACGAGCGGUGCAGCUACUCCCAGGGCGCGGUGAAGCGCCAGGCGCUGUACGCCUGCAGCACCUGCACGCCGCCCGGCGCCGAGCCCGCCGGCAUCUGCCUGGCGUGCAGCUACGAGUGCCACGGCUCCCACCGCCUCCUCGAGCUCUACACCAAGAGGAACUUCCGCUGUGACUGUGGAAACAGCAAGUUCAAAAACCUGCAGUGCAAGUUGCUCCCGGAAAAGGGCAAAGUGAAUUCAGGAAAUAAGUACAAUGACAAUUUCUACGGCUUGUACUGUACUUGCAAAAGACCUUACCCUGAUCCUGAAGAUGAGAUCCCAGAUGAAAUGAUCCAGUGCAUAGUGUGUGAAGACUGGUUCCACGGAAGGCAUCUCGGUGCGGUGCCCCCUGACAGCGGAGACUUCCAUGAAAUGGUGUGUCAAGCCUGCAUGAACCACUGCCAGUUCCUGUGGGCCUAUGCUUCACAGUUUGCAGUUCCUCCUUUGACCAAAGCGAACUCUCUUGAAGAUGAAGGGAUUGUCCUGAACGUUGAGGAAACUGAAGAGCAGAAGAAAGAAGUAAAAAAAGAAAGCAGACCAGAACACCAAGAAAUAAAGGAGGAAAACCAAACGGAGCAGAUUAACGAACCAUCCACUAGCUCUGGGUCUGCUUGUCCAGAGGUAGGUGUUAAGAGUGAAGAAUCAGGCUGCAAGCUGAAAGAACUCCAAAGCAAGCAGGUUUUAAAAAAAGAUACUGCCACCUUUUGGCCAUCCAACUGGAGAAGCAAAUUAUGCACCUGUGAAGACUGUUUGAAAAUGUAUGCAGAGCUCGAAGUCCAGUUCCUGACAGAUGAAUGUGACACUGUCUUGGCUUAUGAAAACAAAGGCACCAGCGAUCAAGAAACAGACAGAAGAGACCCUUUAAUGGACACCCUUAACAGCAUGAACAGAGUCCAGCAAGUAGAACUCAUCUGUGAAUACAACGACCUGAAGACAGAACUGACUGACUAUCUCAGGAGAUUUGCAGAUGAGGGAACGGUUGUUAAAAGAGAAGACAUUCAGCACUUCUUUGAAGAAUUUCAGUCACGGAAAAGACGACGGACUAAUAGGAUGCAGUACUACUGUAGUUAGAAGGUUUGAGGCUGAAAGGACAACUGGAAAACAGUGUGACAGAAGAGAGACAUUUUUAGUACUUGGCUUCUCAUCAAAAUCCAACUAUUCAAGAAACUGCCUCCACCUUCAUUUUGUCUCAUUUCCUUUCCUUGUAGCGCGUAAUGUGUUUUUAACAGGUACAUUGCAUUUGUAUGGAUUUCAUCAUUGAUGUUCUUUGAAAGCUGGCCUCAUCUCAAGGAGGAGGAUUGCUUGUUGAAAGAACAUUGUGCCACUGUUUAUUCCUCUUCUUUGACGUAUUUUACUUUUAGCGCCUAUAGCUCUACAGCAUCCUAGAACACGGGCACUGUACACAGUCUGUGUUUUUUCAAGACUGAUGUGCAUUGCUUUCCUGCUCCAAAAGGCUCUGUAUCAUCUCUUCUGGUUGUGGUGAUUCUAGCAGAUGCUCCUUGUGCAAAAUAAGCUUCUGUUUACUACCCACAGGGAGGCACGUCUCCUUAUAAAGUAAAGCAGGCCCGAGUUACCACGUCUGCUGGUUUUGAUCAUGGUUGGUGUAACUGCAUUCUGGAACCGGUUCAGAUCAUGUGAACUAAGUAGCACUGUACUUCUGCAUGUUAAAUGCUGUGGAGGUACUCCCUAAGCAGGUGAAAAGUGAGGAAUCAUGGGUCAGUUUUGAUGCAGCAGAAUGUUGUAUCCAUUUUUAUAAACUCAGAAUCUCGUUUCUAAUACUGUACAGUGAUGUUUUACAACGUGUCACAGCUUUUAUCUGCUCACUAGAACAUAAACUAUUGAGGAAGAGGUACUAGAUGACAAAAUAAGCAGUAGGGGGGUGUUGUCAGAGCGCUUCUAACAGGCUUUGAUUUUAAAAGCUCUGCUACAUUAGGAUUGUUCCUGGAGACACUGCGGCAUCCUGCUGUUUUGUACGGUCCAAGGGGGAUGAUCUUUUUGUAAUCACUGUGAUAAAUCAAGGAACAGGAGAUGUUUCACCGACUUUUUAAGAAUUUAGGUAACUGCAACUAAGUUGAGCUUUUUCAUAAGUUAACUUAUUUUGAGACUAACGUAGGGCUUUUUUGUUUUCUGUACUCACAAAACCAAAAUCCUGCUUUAGGAAAGCUCUCAUUUCUAACUCCCGCUUUCUGUAAUUGGAAGACUUGUUUGGGGUACUAUUCUGCUUCCUCACUAAUGAGACUUUUUAGAAGAAUAUCAGACAUUUAUCAUGUGCCCUAUUGUUUUUGACCCUUUCAUUUACAUAAGCUAGUUCUAACAAAGGCUCAGUUAAUGAGUACUUUUUCAUGCAAAAUGAUAGUUGCUUUUAAAUUUAACUCUGAGUAUCGUAUGUGCUUUUUUGUAGCAACUGUUACAGGACUUGUAACUGCAUAUCUAAUUAAAAUAUGUAAAAAUUAAGUAA